Molecule: messenger RNA, 939 nt
Organism: Penicillium brevicompactum
Lineage: Eukaryota; Fungi; Ascomycota; Eurotiomycetes; Eurotiales; Aspergillaceae
Product: SDR family oxidoreductase
Exons: 2
Coding region: 1-939 (312 amino acids)
Source: RefSeq, a predicted model, not a curated record
AUGUCGAUUUUGAUCACCGGGGCAGGGGGGUUAUGUUGGCCAGGAGUUGGCGGCUUCUCUCCUCGCAAGCACUCCGGCAACUACAACCUUCCUGAAUCCGCCACACAGCAUGCAAACCGUCUGACAUGCAUCAAAGCCGACCUCACCUCAACGAAAGAGGUUGACGAAUUGAUCAGCUCAUCUCGCUCCUACGAAACAGUCUAUCUCCUUCACGGCAUCAUGUCUGGUGGCUCAGAGGCAAACUUUGAACUGGGCGUGCGCGUCAACCUCGACUCAGUGCGAUAUAUCCUUGACCGGCUACGAACUACAGCACCGGGAACAAAAGUGGUUUUCACAUCAUCACUAGCAGUCUACGGCCUUGCACCUCCUGGGUUCGUCAUUGAUGAAACCAAUUUCCCACCCGUGCCUUCGUCAUCAUAUGGAUCGCAAAAGCUCAUUGUUGAGACGCUGCUGAACGAUUACUCACGACGAGGAUUCCUGGACGGUCGAUGCGUGCGCUUGCCGACAGUGACAGUGAGAGCCGGAAAGCCAACACAAGCUGCUAGCAGCUUUGCAAGUGACAUUAUCCGCGAACCUUUCCAUGGAAAGAAGGCUAUUCUGCCCGUGGCCAAGGAGACGGAAAUGUGGAUCUGUUCGCCGCACACCGUCAUCAAGAACUUGAUUCAUGCUCGCUCAAUCCCGAAGGAGGCAUUCGGAGAGUCGAGAUCUGUCAAUCUUCCCGGGCUGAAGGUUAGCAUUCAGCAGAUGUUGGAUGCAUUGCUGGAAGUUGGGGGCCCGGAGCGUCGGGCAUUGGUUGAGGAGAAAUAUGAUGCUGCUACGGACAAGAUCGUGCAGUCCUGGACUCCUCAAUUUGAUACUGCGCAUGCAUUUAAGUUGGGCUUUGCAGCGGACAUUUCCAUGGAGGAGAACAUCAAGCAGUUUGCGAGCAAGUUUGUAUGA